AGAAAAAAAGAAAAAGAAAGAAGAAAUUAAGAAUGGAAACGAGAGAGAGAGAGAUAGAGCGUUUAAUACCCAUUCAAUCGAUAAAAAUAGCAGAAAAUAAUAACAAUGGAUUCUCUAAUUCAUCCUCUCAAUCUGUUUCUCCUUCCAAUCAUUCCUCUGGCAAAGAGGCAUUAUGCAAAGUGAUUCGUAGCUGGGCUUCAAAAAAGUUCAUGACAGGAUGUGUAAUUUUACUUCCUAUAGCCAUCACAUUCUGUGUCACCUGGUGGUUUAUCUGUUUUGUGGAUGGAAUCUUCUCUCCAAUCUAUACUCAUCUAGGAAUCAAUGUAUUUGGCUUUGGAUUUGUGACUUCCAUGACUUUUGUAUUCCUGAUUGGUGUGUUCAUGUCUUCAUGGUUGGGAGCCUCUCUUCUUAAUUUGGGAGAAUGGUUUAUCAAGAAAAUGCCUCUUAUUAGCUAUAUUUACUCCGCCUCUAAACAAAUCAGUGCUGCGAUAUCACCAGAUCAGACCUCCAAUGCCUUCAAGGAAGUAGCCAUCAUAAGACAUCCACGUAAUGGAGAAUACGCAUUUGGUUUCAUCACAUCAACUGUUAUUCUUCGUGGACGACUGGGUACAGAGGAACUCUGCUCCAUUUAUGUGCCUACAAAUCACCUUUAUCUUGGAGACAUCUUCCUCAUCAGCUCAAAGGAUAUCCUAAGGCCUAAUCUCUCUGUCCGAGAAGGAAUUGAAAUUGUCAUCUCAGGAGGAAUGUCGAUACCUAAGAUACUGACUACACUGGAUGCACAGGCCAUUGGAGCAGCAAGACUCGGCAAAUUCGUAAUUCCACCGGUAUAGUUGCGGUCCCUAUGCAUGGAUGAGUCUUUGACAGGCUUAUUCUUCCUGAUAUAAAAGAGCCAAGGCAUUCCAAAUGAGCUGCAGGACUUGUGAAUUUUAUUUCAUAAGCCUAUUUCCUUAUAAAAAAUAAUUCUUUU
This is a messenger RNA of Hevea brasiliensis (rubber tree), 967 nucleotides long. Its product is annotated as protein LIKE COV 3. The transcript has 6 exons. Gene Ontology annotation, cellular component: Golgi apparatus. The record is from RefSeq and is a predicted model, not a curated record. The coding region runs from base 33 to 830 and encodes 265 amino acids. Lineage: Eukaryota; Viridiplantae; Streptophyta; Magnoliopsida; Malpighiales; Euphorbiaceae.